Molecule: messenger RNA, 2979 nt
Organism: Xiphias gladius (swordfish)
Lineage: Eukaryota; Metazoa; Chordata; Actinopteri; Istiophoriformes; Xiphiidae
Product: calcium uptake protein 3, mitochondrial-like
Exons: 14
Coding region: 1-1497 (498 amino acids)
Biological process (GO): mitochondrial calcium ion homeostasis; calcium import into the mitochondrion
Cellular component (GO): uniplex complex
Molecular function (GO): calcium ion binding
Source: RefSeq, a predicted model, not a curated record
AUGGCCGGUCUCCGCAGAGUGGCAGCGCUGGCCGCUAAGCUAAACCUCUGGUCGCCGGCGAGACACGAGUUCGCCGGUGCUCAGCCGGCCCGCGGAGGAAGGGCACGGUGGUGUCUGGCGGUCGGGACGUGUCUCGCAACGGGAGGCGCCGUGGCACUUUACUUCUACGACGACACGACGAGCGGCAGGGGCAGGAAGAGGAUGGAGAGACACGGCAUCAACGAUUUACUGCCGUCCAUCCCGACCGUCGAAGCCAAGGAGAAGGCACGACCGUUUGACUUUGAAGAUGGAGAUGUGUACAUGUCGUCCCACGAGCAUCGCUUCCGCAUGUUCAGCUCUGUUGAGUAUGAAGGGCAGCUGUACAUGACUCCGCAGAACUUCAUCGAGUCGGUGACAAUGAGUGAACCAAGAAACAAGAGGCCCUGGAGGUCCCUGACCAAACAGGAAUUGGAGAAGAUCCUGUUGGAAACUCCCCCAGUAUGGAGAGGAUCCUCCAAACUGUUCCGCAACCUGAGAGAACGAGGCAUCAUCUCAUACACAGAGUACCUGUUCCUGCUCUGCAUCCUGACAAAGCCCCAUGCUGGCUUUAAGAUUGCUUUCAAUAUGUUUGAUGCAGACGGCAACCAGAUGGUGGACAAGAGGGAGUUCUUGGUGCUUCAGGAAAUCUUCCGGAAGAAAAAUGAGAAGAAAGGGAGGAAAGGAGAUGCUGAAAAGUCGGCACAGUUGAGUAUGCAGCUGUAUGGAUAUCAGGUUGCCCCCAUGAACAGCGUGCUAAAAAAAGACAGUCAAGAGUUUGUGGCGCGGAGUUACUGGGACGUUCUGAGGCGAAGUGCCAGUCAAGUCCUCUUUUCUGACCUGGCGGAGCGAGCAGAUGAGAGUAUUACAAUCGACACCACCCUACUGGUCCAUUUCUUUGGGAAGAAAGGGAAGGCAGAGCUUACCUUUGAUGACUUCUACAGGUUUAUGGAUAACCUGCAGACAGAAGUGUUGGAAAUUGAGUUUUUGACCUACUCUAAAGGAAUGACCACCAUCAGUGAAGAAGACUUUGCCAAAAUCCUGCUGCGCUUCACCAAUGUGGAGAACAUCAGCGCCUACUUGGAGAAUGUCCGCCAGUCUAUACCUGACGAGAAGGGAAUCACCUUUGAUGAGUUCAGAUCCUUCUUCCAGUUUCUCAACAACCUUGAGGACUUUGCCAUUGCCUUGCAGAUGUACAAUUUUGCUGCCCGCUCCAUUGGACAAGAUGAGUUUGCGAGAGCAGUGUAUGUAGCCACUGGGCUGAAGCUGACACGUCACCUUGUAAACACCAUCUUCAAGAUUUUUGAUGUAGAUCACGACGAUCAGCUCUCCUACAAGGAGUUCAUCGGCAUCAUGAAGGACCGGCUGCACAGGGGAGCCAGGGUGAAGGACCGACACUAUGCCUCCUUCUCCAGCUGUGUUCGCUCUGACGCCGGAAGACAAGUGCACCAGCUCUGGAGGAGGUACAAGGAGAAGUCGUAGAAGAGGACACGGACAGACAGCAAAAAAAAAAAAAAAAAAACACGAAGGAAGAAGAUUUAAAAAAAGACAACAAGCCUGAUGGUGGAAUAAAUCGGACUGGGCUUUGACUUUUAAAGUCAGUGGCCCGAGAUAGCAGCAGUUUGUUUUUGAGGGCAUGUAUCAAAGCAGAAAAUAACCCGACAAUUAUGACUGCACACAGCAGACUGAUGCCCUGUAUGCUGAUAAUAAGCAAGAUGGCCCGUUUCCUGUUUUCCCAGUUAUCUUGAUCAGAUGCAAAACAUCACAAGUAUGAUUUACAGUGCAUUGAGACAAAGUAGAAUCAGAAUUGAAAUUUAUUGUCCAGGCAUGGCACCUCCAGUUAGUGGAACUGCAACUAAUGAUUAUUUUUAUUUUUGAUAAAUUAAUCUUUGUUUUAUUAAGCUGUAAAAAAUGUUUUAAUUAGCUUACUUAUUAGCUUACCAGCCUAUUAAACAAAGUCAUUUUCUAACAAUAUCAUAUCUGAGACCACUUUUCCAUUCAAGUGAAUGUGAAAGUGAUCUCCACUUUAGAUAUAAAUAAGCGAGUUGUAGCAUUUUCGAAGUUCUACCAACUUGAAAGUGUUUUUACUUCAUGACUGAUCAGUCAUCAUCAAAACUAUAAUCUAUGCUUUUUUUAAAGGAACAAUAAUUUGUUGAACUGCUGCAUUACCAACUAACAAAUGAAAGAGCACAAAAAUAAUUAAAUGAUAAAAUCAAUGUGAUAAUGAUGACAUUAUCCAUUUAUAAUUAAUAAGACCAAUAUAAAAUAUUAACAUACUGAAGUACACUAUAAUUGCAGAAUUAUAUUAUAUGUUUUGGCUUCAGCUCAUUUUAAUCAUCUCAGUCUCUUUUACUUUUUUAUUUUGUUUAAUUCAUCUUACCCAGAAUAGUCUUUGCUUUGUAUUGCACUGAGACUAUACAAACACUAGUGCUAUAGCUUAGGAACGAUAUAUUAUCCUAGUUUUACUACAGCACUUGGGAAGUCCUUGACCUGUAUGUGACAGCAUAAAAACAUGAAAGACAAGGAAAGAGACUGAAGAGUCUGAAUCCUUAUUAUCUUGACCUGUUUUGAGUCUUAUUUGCAUGUGUGACAUAGAUUUCCACAUAGGUGCCUUCUGUCCAUCCCCUUUGUCAUUAGAAAAAUGUCAAAUAGCAAACCUGACUUUUCAUCACUUUGUAGCUUUUAACAGCAAUAGAACCGCAAAACGUGUCCAAUUAUUACAUUAUAUGUGCUAUAUGUGAUUCAAAUCACCCAGUCUUUAAUGUUGUAAUAUAUUAUGUGAAAUGAUGUGAAAUAUGGAAUAUAAUUUGAAUAUAUAUGGAAAUUAAGAAAGGUCUAGGUGUGUAAGGAAUUAUAGGUCUGUGCCAAGUUAUUCAACAUAAUGUAAAUUGUUCUCGUUAUGUUUGCAGUAAGCCAUGAAUUUGUCUCAUCAGUGGAAAUGCCGAAUGAAUUUUCAUGCAUGAA